Scylla paramamosain (green mud crab) is the source of this 5725-nucleotide messenger RNA. RefSeq lists its product as uncharacterized. Bases 172 to 2481 code for a protein of 769 amino acids. Gene Ontology annotation, biological process: carbohydrate metabolic process. The record is from RefSeq and is a predicted model, not a curated record. The transcript has 15 exons. Lineage: Eukaryota; Metazoa; Arthropoda; Malacostraca; Decapoda; Portunidae.
UACUCGAACGCAGCAAUGUUUACAUGAGGGAGGCUGAGCAGCGCAUGCCCGUAGCGAGGAGUGGUGCUGGUGGUGGUCUGAUUAUUACCAUCCAAUUACCAUCCCCCUGCCCUUGAGUGAUAGUGGCUCGGCUGCCCCUGUGAGUGAAGGCAAAGGAUUGGCUGAGGGAACAUGCCUGGAGCAAUGGACAAGCCCCGCCUGAGAACUUUCAGCAGCAGCAGCACUGGGGGUGGAGGAGGGCCGGGUGGAGGCGGGGUGGAGGUGCAGUACUCACAGAUUGGUGGGUCGGACUCAGAUGAUUCCCGGUCCAGCAUCUCCCGGUCUGAGGAUACUGAUGGAGUGCCAGGCAUCACCUACACUUCAGAUGACUCGGCGGAGGUGGUGCCGUCGGACAGUGGCGUGGACAGUGGCAGUUGUGGCAUUGACUCAGACACAAUUGGUUACAUUGGAGGCAGUGUUCAGAUCCAGGAUGAUGAGGUGUCACAGAGGUUGCUACUUGACUCGGAGUGCCCCAGCCCCCAGCCAUCACCCCAGCCUGCCCCCUGCUUCACCCUCACCCAUCCUCUUGCCACCAUGGCCUUCACCUCAGGUUCUGACUGUAACCUAGAGCUGGCCAAUGAUCCUCACCUGGGGCUCCCUGAGGACAGCCAGCACCAUGUGUAUGCUGGCCUAACCCACCUGGGGCCUCACCCUGAGAGCCGUGGAUUUGAGCGCAGCAGCAGCGUGUCCUCUGCCUCAUCUGGCUCUUCCCCUGGCGUGCAGCAGCCCCUCCUACCCGAGUAUGAGGCACUGGCCCCAGAGUUUCCCCUGCACCACCAUCAUCACCACCACCACCACCACCACUUCACCAGCCUGGAGUAUGAGCCCCUGGAGGACCAGCACGACCCCCUCACUGCCGACGCUGCUGCUGCUGCUGCUGCUGGGAAGAAGAUGCACGAUCCACUAGACAUAUUAGUGGAUGUGAAGGACAUCCCAAGUACAAUUCAGCCGUUCCUGAACCGGUGUAUGGUUGGUGGAGGCGUUCACAUCUCAGCACAGUACAAGGAUGCCUUCUAUGUGAGCUGGAAUUGGCCCCGCAUCCGCCAAACCUGCGUGCUGCUCAACGUAUCAGUGCUGCUGGCCCUGCUGUGUGUUGGAGUGGGGCUCCUGGUGCAGAUGCCACGAGGGGGAGAGUGUGACCCAGACCAUGCCUGGUGGCAGGGCUCUGUCAUGUAUGAAGUGUUUGUGCCAAGCUUCCACGACUCUGAUGGGGAUGGAGUGGGGGAUUUGCCGGGCCUCACUGCCAAGCUGGAUUACUUACAGGGACUGGGUGUGCGUGGUGUGCACCUUGUGUCCAUCCUUGAAGCAGCAGACUACCUGGGCAGCCACACUGCUGUCACCAACUAUACCACUGUGGAUCCACUGCUGGGCACCCAGGAGGACCUAAGGAUGCUGGCCACUCACCUGCACCAGCGGGACAUGUACCUCCUCAUGGAUGUGCCUCUUGCCCAUGCUGCAGGGGAGAACACCAUCAAUCUGGCUGAGAUGACCCUGAUCUUGAAGCACUGGCUGGAUACAGGUGUGGACGGCUUCCACUUCCCGGACAUCACACAGCUGGCUGGUGACCCAGGGCUGGUGGAGGUGCUGCAUCAGUGGCGGAACAUCCUGGACCAGUACAGCCAUGGCAUGGAGCACCGGGUGAUGAUGGCGCCCGUGGAGCUCCUCAACUCCCUGCAGGCCGACUCCUUCCCUCACUUGGACCACCUCAUCCGUCAGCUGGAUCUCAUCGAUGUUGCUGUUGACCUCACUGCUUCUGUAGAGGCAAUUGUUGAGAAGGUGAACAAUGCCACAGCUUGGGACAGCCACGCCUCGUUGCCCUGGAUCAAUUGGAACAUGGGAGGCCCUGGCAGGCAACGGGUGGCUGCUCUCACUGACCUUCAUCCCUUAGGCCACAGCUUGGUGCUCCUGUUCUUCCCUGGCACCAUCACUCUCUACUAUGGGGAUGAAUUGGACUCCUCCAGUGUGUCGCAGGAUGCUAAUGAUUGGUCAUCAGUCAUGGCUUGGAACACAGAGGCCCAUGCAGGAUUCAGCUCUGUUGAGCCAUGGAAGCCUCUGAACACUGGCUGGGAAGCUGCUAAUGUUGAAAGCCAGAACUACACCAUUGCAGCGUUGUCCACGAUGAUUGCAGCUCGGCAGAAGAAGGUCCCUAUCUAUGUGAAUGGCAUAUUUGACUACGAGGGAGACUACCAUCCAACCAAAACGUCAAAUUACAGGGUGCGACAUGCUGCGGAGGACCUGCUCAUCAUGGACCGCUUCUACCCGCGCCGGAACCAGUAUGCCCUGGUGGCAAACCUUGGUGGCGAGGUGAUAAACAAAGACCUUUCACACUUUUACUUUGGGGGCUCAGUCUUGGCCUCCUCUCACGGACAGACGGGAUUUGUCACCUUCCGAAACAUUCAUCUCCAGCCAGGCGAGGCUCUGGCUUGUAUAUUAGACUUGUAAUUAGAGCCUAAAUUAGUGGUGUUUCAAAUUUUAUAAAAGGUUUUGAAAUGCAUAACAAUCCUAGUCAUGAAAUUGUGGAUUAAAUAUAAUGUGGUAGUUUGGGAUAGGAAAGACAUAUGCUGCCUCUUUCAGUGUGUGUUUGAAGUGUAUUGUGUGUUGUGUGACAGUAUAGUUUGGUGUGUGCUGGUUGUAGUGAUGUGUUGGGAAGGGACACUCUGAGAUGGCAGAACAAACUGUCUUAACCAGGAAGGAAUGGAAAGGAGUUUGCCAUAUUUAUAUAUUAUCUGAUUUAUGAAAUUAAACUUCAUAUAUUUUUUUGCUCCUAUGUACAGAAUCUGUUCUUUUUUUUUCAUAGUUAUGAGAGUACAUUCAGGGAUGCAUAGUUUUCUGAAGCAUAUUAAAUGAAAGUAUGAUAUAAAUUAAUAUAAUGUGCAAAAUGCUGCUGUGUAAAAUAUUGUGCCUACACUAAAGCUGCACAUGCUCCUGAUGAGUCAUUGAAGAAUCACAGCCAAGGCCAGCCAUGAUACACCAGGAAUCCAUUCUAAGCACUACACAUCAUGCCUGGCCUUGGCUCAGAUUGCUCAAACCACUUGAAGCCCUGGAUGUAGUAUAUCAAUAUUUCUCACUCUUUGGAAAAUGCUUUAAUUAUAAUUAUAAAUCAUGAGAAACAACAUUUUAAGGUUACGUAUAGGCUGAAUAAUAUAACUGUAGUCAUUUGAAAUUUCAAAACAUGUGUGGUAACUGAAUGCUCAUAAUGAAGUGCCACUGGUCAUUGUUACAUCUUUGGAUUGUUAGUUUGCCUUCAGCUUACUCCAGAUCAUGGAUAGUGUUGACAGUGUCCCCAAGACAAGCCUGAGUCAGUCACUUCAUGUCUGGUUCACGGGAUUCCAGCCAUAAAGGCACUAAGGCUUCAGCACGCUGGCCUCUCUUGUAGCGGCCACAGACACAGUGCAGCGUCCUGAAAGGGAAAAGUUGCAGCUUUAGAGUAAUUGUGUAGUGGUCACGCAUUGUGUCACAGACUGGGCUCACCAUUGCUUUAGGGAUUUACUGUUCAGGAUGAAGUAAUGUCUCUCUCCUUCAUCACAACCUGCAGAGGGCUGGACUUCAUAGGCCCUUUCUACAUAUCUCUUAAGUAGGAAGAAGACUAAUAGGAAUAAGUAUGUACAUUAGCUGGAAUUUGGAUUUGUAAACAUUGUAUCAAUGUUGAAAAGUUACAUUGGUAAUAACAAAGAAUGCAUGUGAAAAUAGGUAUUUGAAGUCAUGUUAAAGUGACACAGGAGCAUCGUUGUGUUGUAAGACAAUCCUGAGAGCUCAAAGUGUUUUGUUAUUGGCUUCUUGUCUCCUCACAUUGUCUAAGGACUCAAAACAGACUUAAACUAUUAAGAAAAUAUUACGAUAACCUCAGUAAAAUCAGUGUGGUAGUGAAGUGGUUAGUGUCACUGGCUGGUGGGCAUGUGGCUCAUCCACUUGAGUUAACAUGUGGUGAGGGCAGCUGCACCUAAGCCAGUUCAGUUGCUCAUCCUCUUUUACAAGGCUUGUCUAAUGUAUCAUGCAUAGUAUAUAGGGGAAGUAAAUAUGUGGCCUGUACAGCAGAGUGGCCCUUUGUACAAGAGCAUCCUCUGUGGUUGAGAGGCCGAGGGAACGGAGAUAAGCAUUGGAGCAAAGCACUGCUCACCCUGUGUUCGGUUAGUAUAUUGGUACACAGUAUUUAAUUAGUUCAUGUUGACUGUUCAGUCUCUUUUACGCAGCAGUUGGCAAACAGAAAUCAGCGACAGGAGGUGGUACUCUGUACUGGCUGACAGUUGCCAGUUGCCACAGCUUCCUAAUGUUUAAUUUCUCUCCACUUUACAUCACAAUCCAUGCAAGCAGCUCAGUGGCUGCUGCUACCAAUGACAGUGCUGUGAUGUGAUGAGCUUGGGAUUCCACUGUCAUGCUUGGUGUUCUUAAUUGUUGUUAAUUGGCUGAUGGACUGUUUAGUUGGUGGAACAGAACACUUUUCACUGAUGUUGGAUUCAGUAUGCUAACUGAAUGCUGUGUUGUUUAACCUUUUUGAAUUUUUAUCAUUCAAUUUAUUAUUCUUUUUAAGAUUGAAAAUUAUGGUAGUACUCAUAUACAGUUUAAUUUGUUGCAGCUUGGAUAAAUUUACAGAAAUCCAUUGGCUAUAAUUUUUGCCAUUGCAUCCAGUGUAAACAGGAUAGCAUAAGGGAGUUUGCUUGUCUCUGUGCCUUAACAAACAUAGACCUAAGUGUAGAGGUACUGUGAUCUCCAGUAUUGUGAUACCUGAGUGAAGGUUGUGUUGUGAAGGACAAAUGGCUACUUUUAUUCACAUCAGUAUUUAGCUUCUACUGAGAGUUUCAACAUGUGUAUAGAGUCUCACUUGUGAGUCAUGCCUGCAUAAAUAUUAUAAUGAUAAUUUUUUAAUUUAUUGCAAUCCAAUCCUUAUUUAGUUUACCACUUUCAUUUAUAAGAAUGUAAUUUUAAGAUUGUUUCUACUCCUUCCUGCAUUGUGUUCCAUGCCCACAUUUGCUAAUAAUUAUUUUUUACAUCUUUUCACAAACACAUCUGUACACCAGAUGGACUGAGAUUCCCAAAAAGUAAGGCAGCUCAGAUAAAUUUCAUUGAAAGAUAAAAAUACAGCAAUACUUUUGCCCAUCUCUCAGUUAUCUUUCAUGAUGCACAUGAAAUGGGCAGGCAGUGUUCUUCUAUCCUGGCUGUGGUGUGCAUGACCAGGCCUUGGCCCAGUUUUCUUUGAAACCUCUUGGCAGUAGUCAGAGAUUCCCUAACCACUCCAUCUAUUCUACUGCAUGUGACAUGCAAUGGUUCAUAUCUACUCCAUCAGAGCUAUUUAGCAAUCAUUACUUGUCAUCUGCCAGUACUUGUAGAGACACAAUUGUGUGGAAUGUGACAUGUUGGACACUUCUGAUGUGGAUAAGCCAUUGCUGCCCAUGUUAUGAUGUAACAGUGAGCCAAGUCUAGUAUGACACCUGUCCUGUGUGGUAAUACAUCAGGGACAGUGUUACAAUGAGUACAGCACAUUAGUCGCUACAAAACUGGCAGCCUAUUCUCUUAUUUUACUCUAUGCUGCAUUUCAGUGUAGUUAGUAAUUACUAGCCUGUGUUCAAUGUAUUCACAGUGUUGUUAACUCUUAAUUGAUUUUUCUUUUAAGUUUGUUUUUGAUUAGUUAUAUUUAACUUUCAGUUUUGAUUAUACUAUUUUCUGUUGUUUCAUCUUGAAUAAAUUUAUC